This is a messenger RNA of Colletotrichum scovillei, 2233 nucleotides long. RefSeq names its product glycosyl hydrolase family 7. Gene Ontology annotation, biological process: carbohydrate metabolic process. Bases 947 to 2233 code for a protein of 428 amino acids. Lineage: Eukaryota; Fungi; Ascomycota; Sordariomycetes; Glomerellales; Glomerellaceae. The transcript is spliced from 3 exons. Gene Ontology annotation, molecular function: hydrolase activity, hydrolyzing O-glycosyl compounds. The record is from RefSeq and is a predicted model, not a curated record.
UGCGUGGCAUGUCUCUCUGCUACGGGCGCAGAAUAGCUUGGCAUCCAUCCCAGAGGGCCAGAUUCCGAACCGGAAGAGCUGUCCCCCCUCUUUGACUGUCCAAGAUGGAUCGCUUCACUAACCCUGGUCGAACACCCCUGUAACUGCUUCACGCGGAGAAAUGGGGUAGUCGAGCGCAAGCAGCCAUCCUUAAUUCUAGUUCUCCCCGCUUUCUGCUCAUCUCUAGGUACUUGUAGACUCCAACAAACACAAUGAGUAAGAUGACUGAAAGACCGGUAUAAAUGCCACCCCUGCCAGGAACGGUAGUCGGCUAAUCGACGGACUUCUAAAGGGCGAUCUGACUGGAUGGUUCAUCAAGUCGAGCAAUCUACCAAUGCAGGUUCAUCUGCACAAAGAUGGAAGAGGAGGGUAGAGUCGUAUUCAAGCGAGCGGCCAGAUCUGCCCCCCAUGCACGGUUCCUGGCCCGUUCUACCGUGAAGCAAUGAGGGAAGGGAGCUGGAUGAUAAUGAAUGUUUGACUACCCAAGCAUAUUUAGCAUGGGACUAGGCCUGUUUUCAACUUACCUCGUGGCGGAUAACCUUUGAAUCAAAGCUGCGAACCCUUGUCGGCUAUCAAUGGCACAGCGCCCAGACGGCCAGACAAAGGCUUCGGAGGGUGACCUUCCUUCGCCUCAAGAGGAACAAGACGGAACAGGAAGAAGGAAUAGAGCUCAAUCACGGAAAGUUGGCUCCCUGGAGAGCGUGUUCCGUUGCCAAUACACCCCUGAGCGAGUUCUGAAUGGGUAAACGGGAAGAGACCCGAUAGCCAUGGUUAAGUUGGACAGAGAUGUCUGAACACAUAUGAAGACCUCCUUCUCCCGACUCUUUGGUCGAGGCGCGUGCUGUUCUGUCUAACGGCGCAAUCGUCGCAUUCUCUCUCUUUCGGAACUCACCACGGCUUCCCAGUCAUGAUGGCCUCUUCUCUCUCCCGCUUGGGCCUUGCCACUCUCUUCAUAGCCCUGGCAGCGGCCCAGCGUCAGAUCGGGCCCGAAGAGAACCACCCUCCACUCACGACAUGGCGCUGUACCAAGGCUGGCGGCUGCACUGAAGUCAACAACUUCAUCGUCCUCGACUCCCUCGCGCACAACGUCUACCAGGCCAACGGUGGUGGAAGCUGUGGCUCCUGGGGCAGCCCGCCCAACGAAACGGCGUGCCCGACCAAGGAGGCAUGCGCCGAGAACUGUGUCCAGGAGGGUCUCGACGACUAUAGCCGUGUCGGCGUGACGACAAACGGCGGCGCCAUGACUAUGUACCAGCUUAAGGAUGGCGUGCAGGUGUCUCCGCGCGUGUAUCUCCUUGACCCUUCCAAGGAGCAGUAUGAGAUGAUGCACCUGACGGGCAAGGAGUUUACGUUUGACGUCGAUGUAUCGAAGUUGCCGUGUGGCAUGAAUAGUGCCCUGUAUACUUCCGAAAUGGAAGCCGACGGUGGGAAGAGCGCGCUCAAUACCGGUGGCGCCCGUCAUGGCACGGGAUACUGUGAUGCUCAGUGUUACACUACGCCGUUUAUCAACGGUGAAGCUAACAUUGAAGGAUACGGUGCAUGCUGCAAUGAGAUGGACAUCUGGGAGGCCAACUCGCGUUCUGCUCAUCUGGCGCCGCACCCGUGCAACCAGACUGGUGUCUAUCUCUGCGAGGGCGAAGACUGUGCCUUUGAAGGCGUCUGCGACAAGAACGGUUGCGCCUGGAACCCGUACCGAGUCAACCAAGAUGACUACUACGGCCGCGGCUCAGGAUUCGAUGUCGAUACCACACGCCCCUUCACAGUCAUCACACAGUUCCCCGCCAACGAAGCUGGCGUCCUCACCGAGAUCCACCGCCUCUACAUCCAAGACGGCCACCUGAUCCGCAGCGAGGUCGUCAACAACACGGAUCUACCGCAGGUCAACUACCUCAACGACGAGUUCUGCGCGGCGACGGGCUCGCGGCGAUUCAUGGAUCUCGGCGCGCACCGGGAGAUGGGCGAGUCGUUUGACCGGGGCGUGGUGCUUGCGUUUAGCAUCUGGUGGGAUGCCGGCGGCGGGAUGAGGUGGCUGGACGGUGCGCCGGAAGCCGGGCCAUGCAAUGAGACGGAAGGAUUCCCGGAGAAUGUUGUCAAGGUUGAGCCGAACCCGGUUGUGACGUUCAGCAAUAUCAAAUGGGGCGAGCUUGGGUCUACGUUCAAGCCUCAGUGCAAGAACAGGCCCAGGAAUGUGUAA